Messenger RNA from Brassica napus (rape), 465 nucleotides. RefSeq names its product probable inorganic phosphate transporter 1-2. Gene Ontology annotation, cellular component: membrane. NCBI's taxonomy places the organism in Eukaryota, Viridiplantae, Streptophyta, Magnoliopsida, Brassicales, Brassicaceae. The record is from RefSeq and is a predicted model, not a curated record. Gene Ontology annotation, biological process: transmembrane transport. Bases 1 to 465 code for a protein of 154 amino acids. Gene Ontology annotation, molecular function: transmembrane transporter activity. The transcript has a single exon.
AUGUUUGUUAUUGUCUUUGUAGAUAAUCUUGAAGAAAAGUCAAUGUCUGGAAAUAACCAGUUAGGAGUGCUCAAGGCACUCGAUGUAGCCAAAACACAGCUUUACCAUUUCACGGCAAUUAUUAUCGCCGGUAUGGGUUUCUUCACCGAUGCCUACGAUUUAUUUAGCAUUGCAUUGGUCACAAAGCUUUUAGGUCGCAUCUACUACCACAAGGUGGGUGCAGAGAAGCCGGGAACACUCCCACCAGAAGUGGCGGCGGCGGUCAAUGGUGUUGCUCUAUGUGGGACACUUAUGGGUCAACUAUUUUUUGGGUGGCUUGGAGACAAACUUGGCCGGAAAAAAGUAUAUGGGAUCACUUUGAUUAUGAUGGUUGUUUGCUCUGUCGCCUCCGGUCUCUCGUUUGGAAAUAAUUCAAAAGGCGUCAUGACCACUCUUUGCCUUUUCCGGUACUAUAAAGAAAUUUAG